CUGCGUAUCAGUCCAUGUCCUAACCUGACGACGAGUAGUGACAUCCCUCCCACUUCAUUAGCUCCGGCUGGUGGAACACAGCGCCCUACCAGCUAGAGUGUCAUUGUGAUGUGGCAGUUACUGCUAAUAGCGGGCGUGGCCGCGGCAGGAGGUGGCGACGUCAGAAGUUGCCUGAGAGAUCCUCCUGUUUGCGAUGGAUUGGGUGUGACUCACUUGCCUGUGAGACACACAGCCAUUUAUGUCAUAGGAGGAUCGUGGGAAAUAAACCUGCUUGGUGAAGUAAUACGACCAUAUACAACCAAGAAACAAGUGAGGGUCCAGGGGCACGCUGCCGUGACUCGGGUGUCCCCGUGUAGGCUGAAACUUGACUUGUGGAAUGUAUCCUUUAGUAACUGGCAAGGGAGUGAGGAGGCCAUGGUGGAGACAUGGGUGACGGUGAAUGGGGGCAGCGUGGGUGCUGUGUGCAGUCCCCUGCCUACUGUCUCUCGUCACUCAGCUCACCUGCAUUCCUUGGCACGGAGUGUGGCAUCAGCUGUCCUUAAUGUGGUCCCUGCAUUAGGUGCUCACCCAGUGACAGCAUCUGAGAGUGAUGAGCAUGGUCACUGUGCCACAAAGUACCAGUUGAUGCAAGCAUCGCCGGUGGGAAGGGAGGUGCUGCGGACCAAGAAUCUGGCCACUUGUACUCCGAGGGAUGCUGGACUUAAGCCACUUUCAGUUCUAACAGACAAUGUAACCUUGAGCUGCCACCAUGUUUAUGAGGGGAGUGUUGGAGAUGAGACACUACACCAUGUGAGAUGUCAACAGACACUGACCCUCAGCUCUGUGGCUGCCAUGGACUCCAGCCUCACACUCAGCCUUCUGCAGUUCCAUCCUUUCAGACCUACUUCACUCAACCAUGGUCCCCUACAUGAAGUCAACCUGGGAAUGGAGAUGAUGUCCAGUUUAACUAAGCAGGAUCAAAUUACAAAAGCCUACAGUCUGCUGAGUCAGAUGUGUGAGGAACUGAGUCAAAGGGUAACAUCUAAGGCAGCUCUCUUGUACCCUGACCUGGUGGAUGUCUUGCAGCACCUCGACCAGGAAACUCUCAUGCGACAGUAUCAAGAGGUCAACAGUGGAAGACUUUGUCCUAAUCACCAAAAAUUGAGGGGUGUGUUUUCUGGUGCUUUACGGGACUCUUCUGCCUCCACUGCUGCUGCUGCAAAGUGUUCCUUGAUAUUAUCUGGGCUUGUGAGAUCUUCCUCUAGUUGGGCAUUGUCUCUUGUCAAUGUCAAGCAGCCAAGUACUGAGACAUUACAUGUUUGUGGUGGUCUUCUGGCCACUGACCACUGGGAGGCUUCAGAAGUUUUAGGUAUUGCAACUAUGGCAAGACAUGCAUCAUGUAAAAAUGGUGAUGACAACUGUUUAGUAAUGGAGGCUGCAAGGAGGAUUGCCCAUCGCCUCAGUGGAAAACUUAACAGUUGUUCAGAAGUGGACCAUCACCAUCAGGUGUUGAUUGCAAUUCGAGGUCUUGCCAACAUGAGACAUUAUGGACGCGAGGUGGAACUCAAGUUACAGACGUGCGGCGGCAACGAACGGGCAGCAGAUUCCACUCGUGUGGCAGCCAUUGCAGCGCUCGGCAGGGGACCUUGCUCAUCACAGGUGUUGAAUUGGCUUAAGUGGAAAGUUCUGAAUGAAACCUUAUCAUCUGAACUGCGCAUCACAGCUUUCCAGUCUUUGUGGCAAUGUAGUGAAAAGGAGGCAAAGGCAGCAGCCAUCCUUAUCACUCAGAGAAAUUCAGACCCUCAAGUAAAAUCCUAUGCGAAUGACUUCCUGAGUGACAGCAAGACCAAUGAAGAUACUCGCCAGUUUUCUCGCCAUCUGCUGGCCAACCUAACGGCUCUACUAGGACUGCAAGACACGUAUCUUUUUACUGAUGUUGUAUUUCAAGACUCCUUCUUGCCUCGCAGUAUUGCAUUGAAUCUGUCGUCUCCCUUGCUGAAGCAUGUUGGAGGAAGUAUUCAGUUUGGGAGUCGACUGGAGAAUCUGGAGAAUGUGCUACAAGCUGUGUUUGGCCCCAAUGGUUUGGCUAGAGGCAGUGUGGAAAUGUGGCUUUCUACACUGAUAGAGAAAAUUGAGCAGAUGUUUGCUACAGCUUCACAAGACUUCAUUCAGAGCCACGAGCGAAGUAAAAGAAGUUAUGCUCUAUCAGAUGUUGUUCAACUUCUUAAUAGGGUCCAGCACAGUGCAGUGACAGAGCUGCAGGGCUGGAUAUCAGCAGGUCUUGGGGAACAGGAAUGUGUUUUUCUUCCCUAUGCAUUUGAUCCAAUGGCUCUUCACUGGGAAGAAUUAAUUACAUCAUGGUUUGAUGAUCUUCUGGAAACAACUUAUUCUUCCCUUAUCAAUUCCAAUGCAGAACUAACAACUGCAUGGGCAGAAGUUGAUGAGCAAGUGGUGGUGUGGAGUGUGCUAGGAACUCCUGUGGAGGUGUGGCAACGGGAAGGUGGUUUGAUCUCCCUUGCAGCUUCCUCUAAAGUUAAUCUUCUUAGCCUUCUCACCAAUCCUUAUACCUCUACCCUUAAUAUUGGUUUAGGACCAAGCAUGGGAGUAUACUCCAGGCUGGGUAUGAGCAUUAACAGUCUCCCAGGAAGGAUUGUUGUAACUUCCACUACACAAGCUGCAGCUUCUAUUGACGUCAGUGCUGUGUUGGCGUUACAGGGCAGUGACCAUAUUGAUUUGCGAAUUGAUCUUCCCGACUCCUCCUUCCACGGCUAUUCUGUUCAAGCUACUCAUAGCUUGGAGACUCCAGAUGACAAUGAAAGGAACCAUGAGGAAGAAGCCAGUGACAUUCAUGAGAGUCAAGACACUUCAAAUGGAGCUCAAGAUGAUGACAGAUCAAGUUGUGACGAGGAUGAUGACAUUCUUUCUGGCAUUGGUGAAAAAGUAUGGGAUAAUGAAAUUGGAGGAAAGUUGGUGACAAAGCGAUACUGUAGCAGAGGCCUUGAGACAGCUUUGGGAAUAAAGUCUGGCCAGGUGAAGCAAUGGGUUGUAGGCCAACAAGAAGCAGCUUUCAGAUCUUUAGGUUAUCUUCACAAGAGGGAAGGUAUCACAGGAUACAAAAUACUAAUUUCCUGGAAGAAUCCUGGCAGAAAGUCGUUUUUCCUGGACAUGUCCAUUGAAGCUGAAGGCUUGUACCAGGACUACAGGGCAGGCAUAGUUGUUGGCCUCACCUAUAGUCCUCACAUCACGUUCAAGGUUCAGUGUCACAGUAAAGAGUAUUCUGCCUCUACUGAAGUGUCACUGGUGAAUGACCCAAAUUUGAAACGCAUUGAUGGUCACGUUCGCUACCAAAGAAUUCACUAUGGACUGAAGGCAGAGCUGCUCAUGGUGCAGGAUGGAGGGCAUAUGAGUGUAAAGCCCAGACUGGUGGUGAGCUAUCCUGGUGUGCAGGAAGAUGCAUUGCUGGAAGGAUACUUUGCCAGGUACUUUUCUGACAAGGUCACUAGUGUUACUGUUGAUGUCUACACUGAAGGAUCUCUGAAGGCAUACCUUGAUGCUGCUCUCAAAGGUACAGCAGAGGUUAAAAUCACACCUGAUGGGAGCAAAGUUGUGAUGCUAAAGAACAUUAAUUUUUCCUCUCAAAAUCUGUCAUUUGGUGUGGAAGCUACUCUGUCUCGGAAAAGCAAGGGUGUGGAAGGAAGAGUGCAGGUGAUGUGGGGAGGGAAGAUGGCAGUAGUAGAUGGAAGAGUUACAAUUCUUGGAGACACUGGAGAUGGAGAGGGCAAGGCUUAUGAGAUGAGCCUUCAGGUUUUGCUUCCCAGUUACCCACACCUUACCACCAGCAUCCUUUGCAUUACUUAUACACAAGAUUCACAGAUAAUGAAUAACGUGACUCUGACAAUGGGAGGUGAGGCUGUACGUAGAGAGUUCCAAGUGUUUCAUUCCACGUCAUGGAAGGUGACUCGGGAGCAAACUAAUUUAAAGGAGCAUUUGCCACAGAUGGUGCCUCAACAUCAUGGUCUUGCAGUGGAGGUUAUAAAUGAACUGUGUAUCACAUCUCCAGAUGUGAAUAUUGAGUGGAAAGUUAAUCAUGGGAUGAAGAUGACACAGAGAUCUGUGGAGAAUGUUAUCACUGCUGAUGUGAACAGAGAACUCCACAAAAUCAAGGCAAACUUUUAUGACCAAACUCGGGAUACAUUCAAGUAUCAUGUUGAGUUGGAGGUGAGCUUGGCAGAUUGGUACUUCAGUUACAUUGACACACUAGAGCAGCAGACAGAAGGGGAGGUGUUGGGUGUCAGCACCACUGUCAUGCCUUCGGGCAGAAUCUAUGCCACUACAUCCAGAUACUUUAUAAAUACCAAAAAUUCAAUAACUCAAUUUGAAAUAUACUUUGAUAUAAUGGUCAAGGAUGGCAGUGUGAGCUGGAAUAUCAUUGGACAGGAAGCUUUUAAAUGUACACCCUCUGGAAUCACCUUGGUGGCCAAUGUGAAGGCUGGCCAGGUGGAAGUGUUUGGGCUUGAGGCAUCACUGGAGGGCAUCACUACGUCACAAGUGGACUUCCAUGCCAAGACAUGGGCCAGGAAUGUGUUUGAGGGAGAAGUGUCUUUUGGAAUUGAGGAUGGCAAGACUAACUUCUCUCUCAACCUUCUUGUGAUUCCACUUGAUCAAGAAAUUAUCAGUCGGGUGGCAGUGGACCACCAGCAAAACAGUGGUGGAAAGCUGGAUGGGGAAUUAUCAUGGGAUGCUCGUGGGGAUCCCUCCAGUGCCCUCACUCUCUCAUCUGCUCUUCAGCUGCCUCAGGUUGGCUCACCUCUACAGAUCAGCGGAUCAUUGUCUCUUCUUCAUUGGAUGUGGAAGACUAACCUGAUGGUAGAGUUUGGAAAUGAGGUUGGUGACAUACACAAAGUGUCUUUCAUCUUCAUCUUACCUGAUAAAUCAAGGUUUGAGACGGGUUCACAAAUGGAUCUGUCAUUCAGCCAGAAGAACUUCUCUGUUAUGACUGAUUUUUACCUUCACCUACCUGCUGGAGACAGGCAUAAUUUAUCAGUGGCAGCCAAAGGGAUACUGAGUGAUGAGCUGAGUGAAGCUAGACUGAACCUACAUGCUGAUUCUCCAGUCAGUCAAGAGAUGGUUUUCCUGGCCCAUGUUAUUAAAAAGGAAAGUGAAGAUGCUAGCAAUCUAAACUUUAAGUUACAAACCAGCUCAGAGGCCAAGUACUGGGAGAUGUUUUCUUCUGAAGUCAAGGGUGAAUGGAAUGGCAAGCAAAUAGAUGGAGCUGUUGAGGUUGACUGGGGAGAUGUUGCAGUUAUUCUGAAUAUGUCGGGUCUCUAUGAAAUUAUAGAUAACAAACAUCACUUGGCAGCUUCAUCAGAGCUGAGGGUGCCAUCAUUAGCGGCUUGGCAUCAACUGAAGUCUUCCAUUGAAGGAACUUUGAGUAAUGAGCAAAAUCCAUCUUCAUUCAAGGUCAUCCAGACUGUCAUGGUUGAGAAAGACUAUAAGGAAGUGUUCAGCAGCCAAGGACAUUUGACAGUACAUCCGCCAGAGAUGACUGGUGAACUCUCUAUUUCCCAUGAUGGAAAGUUUGCCUCCAGGCAACUCUACAAUAUGGAAGGAAAAUUUACAGGGCAAGAAGUUGAGAUGAGGGUUGUGGGAACAGUGGAUGGUGAGCCUGUGAGAGCCACUGUUCACUAUAUCCACAGCAAGGAAGUCAAGAUCCAUGCCAGCUACCGAAGUGAAGACUACUUUAGCCUCUCCGUCACUACUCAGCUUCAAGACUUCCUCAUUGGCACCAUUGGGGAAAGGGGUCCAGCUUACUCCCUCAGCACAGAGGGCCAACUGGUAGUCCUUGGCCAGAGGACCAAGAUGAGUCACCAACUAUCCUUCUCUGAUACACGAGCCUCUUCUUUCUUCAAACUUGAUCCCCUUCAAGGAAAACCUUUUAUGCUCAAGAAAAUUCGUAUCAAACUUGGUCACAAUCACUGGCGCACUGAUGUCAUCCUUAAUUGGGGCCAGCGUAUCUUCACCUACCAUGAUGAAGUCAACAUUCCUAGUCUGAGAGGUCUGUCAUUCAAGGUAGAGGUUAAUGCCCCAGCCCUCAGGCUUAAUUCAAUAGUGAUGUCAUUGGAGACAAUUGAAGAAGCUCAAGGAGGACAAACUGUUUAUUUGCAUCUCCAAAGACACAAUUCUACUCUUCACAGUGCCAGGGUUAUGUUUUAUAAGUAUGACACAGAUGGAGAAAGUGUGUGGCAGGCCGGAGCCACAGAUGUUGUACUUAACAAGCAAACAUACCAAGAUGUUAUGUUUCGUCAUGUUGUUAUACCUCUUACAUCAGGUCUAGAGGUAAAAAGCAACAUGACAGUUGGCCACACACCACUAGUGAUAGUUGCAGUGCGAGUCACUCCCGAUGCAAGAGCCUUAGGGCUGGCUCUGUGUACGACCGGUGAGGAGUGUGUGCGAGUACAGGCACAGGCCAGGGCACAAAGCACGCUGUCCACCAGGACUCUCUCUGUCUCUGUACAUGCCCUUAACUCACUCUUUUGGAAAGAUGAACAGGAACCACUCAUUCAAAACUCAGUUACUUUUCUUGCAGAAGAAACGGCUGAGAAAAUGCUGGUGUCUGGGGGUGUACAGCGGCUGGAGUGUGUGGAAGUGGGCUGCACCACUUCCACUACCAAGGGUCUUCUGCACACUACUUUGCUUCUUACUCCUAACACUCUUGAUGUGAUGGUGAACACAACCCACCGCACUAUUGCACUGACAAGUGUACUGCAGGAGAGCCAGCCCAAUGAGGUUCCUGAAAGUAGCCUUCCUGGCGGCAUUCUGGCUCACUCCUACAUACUAGAAAAUCAGCUUUGGCUUGACAAACAGCAUGAUCCUUCUGGUGGAAUUAGAUGCACCAUCAGCUUAGCUUCUUAUGAAUCCUCCAGAGCUUCAGAGUAUGUCCUCGCUUCAUCUCUUCAUCACUCAUCUUUUACCAGGGACUUAGAUGUGCAGAGCUCCCUCAUACUCAGAGCAGAGUCCACCGUAACCAUUGUGGCAGUGCUUGAUGUUUUUUCCUUGAGAGAGGACUCACUCAAAAUGGAGGUUAAUUUGCAACAAGAGAGUGCUAGAUACAUCCUGCAUGGCACCUUAUCUAAAGCUAACUAUGUAAGUGGACGCUUGGUUGAUGCAACAGUUGUAGUUGUGCCAUCACCAGAUAGCUGUGAAUUCAGCAUUGCUGUGGUGAUUCUUCCACAAACACCACCACACCUCCCAACUAUUAUGCCUGCUACUCUGGAAUUCAAACUGUUUUGUGAGCUGGAUGCUGUGGAUGGCCAUACAACUGUCUCCUGCAAGGUAAUAACUCCAUCAGUGAAUGAGAAGAUUAGUGUUGGGUACCAGAAGUGGGAAACAAUAGGCUGUGUAGGAGGCCUUGGUUUUCUGGACCUCCUAAACCAUAAUUACCAACUCCAGUACAACUCCUGCCACGAUCCUGCCAGUGUACAGACUACUCUCUCUCGGAACGGUGAAAUGGAAACCAAGGAUGAACUUUCACUUAAGUUUGGGAUGGUGGAUGUACAUCGGGCAGAAGUGGAUCUUUUGAGUGCCACCGGCCUGAGUGUGCAGCUGCAUCCACCUUUCUUGCUUUAUGUCACAGCCCACCACAGCAGGAGUCUUCAGUCAUGGUGGCAACAUAUCAUGAUUGGAGCUCAUGAUGAAUUAUAUAAUUUGACAGUCAUUGCCAGAGGUUUGGUACAAGAUUUAACAACAGACCUUCAAAACACUGAGAGCUUGGUGGCCAUAAGUAGUUCCAGCUCAGCUUCCAGUCUAGUCCAACAUCUUUGUAGUGAAGGCUAUCAGCUACUGCAAGAAGUACAGAAUGACCAGCUCCUGCUAGACAUAAUCCAUAGCAUCCAGGCCUCUAUUGAUGUCACCAGCACGAUUGUUGAGACUGGGUUUGCUUAUAUCAGUCGCAACUAUGGAGAGACUUUCCAGGAAGUAGUGACUGGCAUCAAGGUGUGGCUGGAAGCUGCCACCAUGAACAUUGGCAGCUACUUUGUCCAGUUGGUGGAAGACGUUCAGCAUUACUUCAUCACCACUCUUACUUUCAUCUCUAGUUCUCCUCACAUGCUGCUGGAUCAAGUGUUGUCAGUGCCUUUGAUAGAGCAAGCAGCAGAGUGGACUUUGGGACAGAUUCACCUGAUUCAAGAGUCUGUUGUCUAUUCAUUCACCAGAGACUUGAUCUCCAUUAUUACAAGCUCUCUCCACAAGGUGUUGUCCUUUCUGUACUCUGAGGAAGAAGAGACACAUAACAAAGUGGACAGUGAAGUCUGGCAUUUCUGGGUUCCCUUGGGCAAAUGUAGUCACUCUUUGCUGGAUGUGUGGCAAUACAUUUCUGGCACCUUCAAGAGGACCUCACAUCAGGAGUAUUUGGGAUCUGUUCUUCUCAGGUGGUGGCAUCUCUUCACACACCCGCAGCAGCUUUUCCACCACCUCUCCCCUCCUUUCCCAGGUGAAGGAGCCAUCAUUGGGAACAACAAUUUUAUAACAAUAGAUGGUAGAAUCUUUACUUUGACUCCUUCCUGUCUACACGUCCUACUAACUGAUGCAAAGCACCAGUCCUUCACUCUUCUGUCCCACCAGCAAGAUGUUGAGACAGGCACCAACUAUACACUCCUAUUACAGAAUACAACUGUUAAUAUUCAUUCUAACAUGAUGGUUACUAUAGAUAAUGCAGCUGUCAGCCUACCAUACAUCAGUGAUACUUUGAAUGUGGUGCGUCAACUCCACAAAUUGGAAAUUACUGCCAGACACACUUCAGGAGAAGACUUGAUCACUUUCACCUGCUGGCUGGGACAGCAAGCAUGUGUUGUGGGUGUGAGUGGCUGGCUCCAUGCUGACACUAAAGGACUGCUCGGCAAUUUCAACCUUAAUCCAGCUGAUGAUUUCAUGAGACCUGGUGGAAAGGUUGCAUUAAGUCAGGAUGUGUUCAGCCAGAGUUGGCGAUUGGCUUCUGACUGUGUGCCAGAGAGGGAGAUUCCAGUGCUUGCACCACAGCCUGAAACACAGCUGCUGUGUCACAAGUUCCUUCUCCAUUAUACUGCACCUGUCUUUGCUUGUCAUAAAGCUGUGAACAUCAUGCCGUUCUACGAUACCUGCCUGAAAUUUCUGACAACUUCACAUGAUGAUAGACAUGAGGCUCAGGAAGAAGACCAUGAAAACAGCAACACACUGCACACUGGUGAACUUGGUACAGCACAUUCCUUGCUGCCAUCCUCAGUGCCCACUUUCACUUCACAGAGAGAUGAAGGUAACCAAGGAACCACUAGAUCUCUUCUUAGCAAUAGCACAGAGUAUGAAGUCAAAAGGAGAGAUGUGCCCCUCCUAUUGACAGAAGGAAAUUAUAUAUUCAGCGGUAUUUCUGAAAGGAAAAUUUCAGUGUUGUGUGAUGUUGCAGCAGCUUACUCUACCAUAUGCGGCUGGCACAAGAUUGACUUCACUUUACCUUCUCUUUGUGAAAAAGGAAAGCAGCUUACAUAUGAGGAGCCCCUUUCCCCAGAGCCACAGCUAGACUUAGUGAUGCUCAUUAAUGAGGAGUCAUGUGAUUCGUUCAUUUAUCAAAACUUAGUGCGUCCAUUUCCUCAAGUCCUGACGAGAGUUGCCCAAGGAAAGAAUAUAAGUGACGUUCAAAUUGGCCUACUGGGCUUUGGGUCCGGCACCGGUGAAGUGGUGUACCGCACUAAAGGCACGUCCCUCCUCACUCCAGCCUCUCAGCUAAGAAUUAUUCGCCCUCCGGAAGGACAGCGCUCCCAGGCAUCCCUUCUCACUGGAAUGAGAGCAAUAAGCAAAUUUCCUUUCCGAGCAGGAUCCAUGCGUGUUGCUCUCGUCAUGCGGUGCAACAGCCGUGAUAUUCCAAAGUUCACAGACACUCUGCCUAAGGAAAUGCAGAGGAGACGUUUGGUUCUGUUCACCCUCACACCAGACCUCCUGAUGUUUAACCCUCGCCGUCCUAAAGCUGUCCGCAAUACUAUAGGUAUUGACCGAUGGAGGGUGUACAACCUGCACCUGGAUCGCCAGCAGUCCACAGACUCUUGGGGCAUCAGGGCGCCAGGCUCCAACAUUGCUCAGCUCGCUAUGAAGAGUGGUGGAGGAGUGUUCUCCCUGUCUGCACUGCGAAGUGAUGACCGGACCAGAUACCACAUGAAGCUGUUUCGAAGGGUCCUCAGCAGAGCAAUGGUCAGAGUAGCAGUGAAUGCGUAUAGACAAAGGCCACAACCUUGAGUGAAUGUUUUGUGUGUGAUCAGUCUGGGAGUAGUACUUGUAAUGUAACACUUGUGCUUGUAAUUGGCCCUUGACAAGUAGAAUGGUAAUGUAUGUGUUGGGAGUAGUUUACUAAUUUACAAACUUAAUAAGCAUUGCUUCUUUAAAAAAAAAAAAAAGUGUAGUUGGAAAGUAAUUUGUAAAGCAGUACUUAAAUGUAUAUCAGUAAAGCAAAAAUGGAAGUUAAAGUGUUUAGUGAAGCUAAAAUACAAAAUUGAAGUAAGAUGUUCAUGUUCAGGUAAAAGUUCUUCAGAUUGGUGAACCACAUGUUAAAUUUUUAUAAUACAGUGAACCAGAGGUCUCCAACUCGUGGCUCGCAAAGCAAUUUUCUGUGGCCUGCUAUCUCCAAGGAGAGAGAACCAUCAUUGUCAUCAGUUGUUGAGAAAUUAAUAUGCUGCCUUUGCUUGGGAAUAAAUUUCUUGGGUCUUAAUGUAUGAUCAGAAAUAAUGGGAAACACCAUCAGGUGUAGCUUUUCUUUGAAAGAGUUCCAAACACACGCAGAAAAUAAUUUUGUUGCCCUUUAAGACCCCCACUGGCAUGAGGUGUGGUCCUCGAGUCACUUGAGUUAGAUCCCUGCAGCCCUUGUUAUACCAAACUACAGAGUGUCACCACUUCACUGAUUGACCAAAAGUUGUGUUAAACUGUCAUUCUAUUGUAUUAUUAACUUUCCUUGUUAAUUAAUCCAAAGAAAUAAUUGGUAGUGAAAUUGCCAUAAUUGUUUAUGAUCAUAAUUGUCAAGAACAUGAAUUCACAGUAUACUUCAUCAACAUGCUCACCUGCUGUAGCCAUCAGCCACUUGUAACAGUUGUUGUAGGGGGGAAGAGUUGGGUUAGACUUUCCAUGACAGAAGUUGGAUAAGUGUAUAAUACACAGCAUACAUGUAGUGGUCAUGCAUGGAGGUAUAACUAGUUGAGCUUAAUCCAUAACUGAUCUAAAAAUUUUGUUGAAACAAUGUCAAAAGAAUCUUGUUUGAUCUUUUUGAAUGUAGUCAUAACUUAUUUUUCUUUUCUUAUGGGCAGCUUUCCUGAUUGAGUGUGUGAUUUGCUUGUCAUUAUCACUAAAGUAUGAUGCUUUAUGUAAUAUUUUCCUCUCUUGUCUUUGUUGAAAUCAAUGAGAACAUUUGUGGUUUAAAGUAAUAAUGUUUGUAAAGUGACAAAUGGAAAUUUUAUCUCCUUUUAAGAUGAGAAAGGUAUCCAAAAGAUAUUAUACAAAUAAUUAUAAUAAUUUACUGAUCAAUCAGAUACUUUUUGUUUUAUGGCACUCUAGAGAACCUUGUAUUGUUUCACAUUAGAUAUUUUUGUUUUUUGAAACUAAAGAGAUUUCUAUAUUGUUGUAGCCUACAUCUCUCGUAGAACAGUGCAGCUGAGAGUGAAUACAGUGCAGUGAGAGAA
Molecule: messenger RNA, 11666 nt
Organism: Portunus trituberculatus (swimming crab)
Lineage: Eukaryota; Metazoa; Arthropoda; Malacostraca; Decapoda; Portunidae
Product: apolipophorins-like
Exons: 58
Coding region: 109-10236 (3375 amino acids)
Biological process (GO): lipid transport
Molecular function (GO): lipid carrier activity
Source: RefSeq, a predicted model, not a curated record